Messenger RNA from Acaulospora morrowiae, 218 nucleotides. The record is from the annotation of a GenBank genome assembly. NCBI's taxonomy places the organism in Eukaryota, Fungi, Glomeromycota, Glomeromycetes, Diversisporales, Acaulosporaceae.
GAUCAAGUCCUGCUGAGAAGAAGGCGGAAAAGGAAAUUACUGACAAUUUGAAAAUUCUAUAUUCAGAAAUUGUAAAGGAAGUUAAAAAUCGUAGGCGUUUGCCAAAGAAGUUGUUCGUAUUUGGUGGACAGAGUUUUCGAUUACGUAUUCGUUAUAUUACCUUAAAUGAGGCUGAUAACGCCAAUCUACCACGGGACUUUUCAGAGAUGCGAGAUUUU